Messenger RNA from Ipomoea triloba (trilobed morning glory), 1155 nucleotides. Its product is annotated as F-box/kelch-repeat protein At3g23880-like. The transcript is spliced from 2 exons. NCBI's taxonomy places the organism in Eukaryota, Viridiplantae, Streptophyta, Magnoliopsida, Solanales, Convolvulaceae. The coding region runs from base 1 to 1155 and encodes 384 amino acids. The record is from RefSeq and is a predicted model, not a curated record. Gene Ontology annotation, molecular function: protein binding.
AUGUACGUACAAAUUGAUAUCAUUCGCCUCAUACUUUUGAAGUUGACGGUAGAAGCUCUCAUCCGAUGCCAAUGCGUAUGCAAAGAAUGGCGUUCCAUAAUACAACACCCCGACUUCAAGCUCUCCUACCGCGGACCAAGGCGAGUGCUGGCGGCGGCGGCCUCCGACAGCACCUUAAUCUUUACAUCCAUAACCGACAGUCUAUGCAUUAAAACCCUAUUCCAUCUCAGUAAGAAUCGCUCCUUUCCUCCUCCCCUAUAUCGUUGGUGGUCUGGUGUUUGGUGCUCUUGCAACGGGCUUGUGCUUUUCUCCGUGCGAAAACAUAUUUUGUUGUGGAACCCCUCCACCCGAUGCUGCACAAAAGUGCUUGAGCUUGGACGUUUGAGCAACACCUUCCCUUGCGAUGUCGUCUCGGGGUUAUGUUACGUCUCGUCCACAGGAGAUUACAAGGCUGUUCUGGUAUUCCGUAAUGGCUGUAAUGGCGGUGAUCGCACUGCAAUGGUUGCCAGCCUCAAGAACAAAGAGUGGCGAAAAAUGACAUUUCCUUACUACAUAGGCUGCUCUACGGACAACGGGGUUAACUUUCACAACACACUCCAUUGGAGGGUAAAUGAUUCUAAACAAAUCACUUUCCCAUGGAGAUGUAAAAAUAUCAUUUAUUUCGAGGCGGAGAGCGACGAAUUCAAAGAGCUUCCCGGCCCUGAACUGUGCGGAUUGAAAAGUGAAGUUCUUGGCUUGGGAAUCGUGGACGGCUGUCUCAGCAUGGUUCACCAGGGGAAAGAAAGAGGAGAGAAAAAUGUGUUGGUUAUGAAGGAAUAUGGAGUGAAGAAAUCGUGGGUCCGUCAAUUUGUCAUCUCAUCUGCCUCUGAAUUAUUCAGUAUUGAGUAUAGUUACAUUACAUUAUACUCUUCCAAAUGCAAUACCAAAGUGCUGAUAUGCAGCUGUUUGUAUGGUUCUUGGGAAAUAUUAGUUUAUGAUGUGAGGAAUAACAAAAUGGACAAUUAUUUCUUAGAAUAUCCAAAAGAAGGUGAAGGUCUUUGUGAAGCUGCUACAUGCUCCUAUGUUGAGAGUGUUGUUUCGCCACAUGAAUUUAUUUGGAGAGAUGAUCAACACAAACCCCCUGAGAAUGAUAUUGUGUUGAGUGUGUUAAAGUAA